Messenger RNA from Paralichthys olivaceus (Japanese flounder), 1456 nucleotides. The record is from RefSeq and is a predicted model, not a curated record. Lineage: Eukaryota; Metazoa; Chordata; Actinopteri; Pleuronectiformes; Paralichthyidae.
GCAGAGAACAAAGAAAUCAGAGUCUAUUUAAAGAGGAGCAGCCCGUGACUCCCGCACUGCGCACCGCACACACCGCUGCGCCAAACCCAGCCUGCCUGUGCACCGCCUCGGCUCCAGACGGCGGAGAGGAUGCGGACUUCUCUGGUCGUGUGCUGCUGCGUCUUUGCGCUGCAAUGCCUCCCGAGCACGCUCUGCCUCCCGGUGCGAGGGUCCAGCCGGUACAAGGUGGCACCGGUCUCUGAAAAGUUCCCUGACCUGAAGAAGAGAGGGAAGGCUCCUCACGCUCAGGACUUAGUGAAGGAGACGAGUUUGUCAAACAACACCUCCAACACAUGGAACCGACCUCGCUGUGGUGUACCGGACUACCCCGCCCAAAAGGGGGUGCACCAUCGGGGACGACACCGCCAGAGACGCUUUGUCCUCUACGGAGGACGUUUGGACAAAACGGACCUCACCUACAGGAUCGUCAGGUUUCCGUGGCAGAUGGGCGAGGAGAAGGUUCGACGCGUCUUCCGGGAAGCGCUGCAAAUCUGGAGUGACGUCACCCCGCUCACCUUCACGGAGAUCCACAGCGGGAAGGCCGACAUCCGCAUCGACUUCACCAGGUACUGGCACGGAGACAACCUUCCGUUUGACGGCCCGGGUGGGAUCCUCGCUCACGCUUUCUUCCCCAGAACACACCGACAGGGGGACGUUCACUUCGACUAUGAUGAGUCCUGGACGCUUGGGAACCACAUGGGCACAGACCUUCUGCAGGUCGCUGCCCAUGAGUUUGGGCACGUCCUGGGCCUGCAGCACUCCCGCGAACCAGGAGCCAUCAUGUCCGCAUACUACACCUUCUCCUACCCGCUGAGGCUGAGCGAGGACGACAAGCAGGGCAUCCAGUAUCUGUACGGAACUCACCCACAAGUCCUGCCCUCGCCGCCUCCGCCGCCGCCGCCGCCGCCCCCACCUCCGUCCAACCCAGAGACCAACGAGAUCCUCACUGAUCCCGACGCCUGCCAGACGGACUUUGAUGCCGUGUCAAUGAUCCGAGGGGAGCUGUUCUUCUUUAAGUCGGGCUACGUGUGGCGGAUCAGGGACGGGCAUCUGGAGAGCGGUUACCCGGCGCUGGCGUCCCGUCACUGGAGGGGGAUUCCCGACAACAUCGACGCAGCCUUUGAAGACAAGUCAGGGAAUAUUUGGUUCUUUCAAGGUGAGAACUACUGGGUGUUCGAUGCCGAGAUGCAGAUCAGAGGGCCGGAGUCCAUCCGCAGCUUGGGUCUGUCGGUGUCCGGGAUCCAGGCGGCGCUGCGCUGGGGCCACGACUCCAACUACAACACCUACUUCUUCAAGUCAGGCAGCUACUGGAGGUUCAGCCKCCGAGAGAACCGGGUGGAGUCCGUCUACCCGCGCAGCAUGCAGGAGUGGAGCGGCAUCCCCGACGACGUGGACGCAGCUUUCAGGGACGUCUACG